Molecule: messenger RNA, 2032 nt
Organism: Parathielavia appendiculata
Lineage: Eukaryota; Fungi; Ascomycota; Sordariomycetes; Sordariales; Chaetomiaceae
Product: multicopper oxidase
Exons: 5
Coding region: 118-1866 (582 amino acids)
Molecular function (GO): oxidoreductase activity; copper ion binding
Source: RefSeq, a predicted model, not a curated record
UUCAAAGCCAGCCACCUACCCCUUACAGUAACCUUUAUCGUUUCUACCAUAAUUUCCUAACAGACAAGCCGCUUUCCCGAGAUUGCCCCCCCUUACCUUAGCUUACGUACCAGCAACAUGAAGCCGACGCUCGUGUCAGCGACGAUCAGCGUCGUCAUCGGGCUCUCGCAGUCCGCGUAUGCGUACCCCCCUGGCCCGUACCUUCUCUCAUAUGUCGGUGCCAAUGGCAAAGGCCCAGGAAGCCCUCCCUGGGGCCGUCGCACAGUCCACUCAGAUCCCGAGGACGCGCCAAAAACUGGAGCCGUACGCAAGUACGACUGGAUCAUCCAAAGGACUACGUUGGCACCUGAUGGUUUCGAGCAGAGCCUCCUGACCGUGAACGGCCAGUUUCCCGGUCCUCUCGUAGAGGCCAACUGGGGCGACGUAGUGGAGGUUACAGUUCAUAACAACAUCACUGGGCCGGAGGAGGGCACAGCAAUCCAUUGGCACGGCAUCCACCAUGAAGGUUCACCAUGGAUGGAUGGCGUUUCCGGCGUUACUCAAUGCCCCAUCGCUCCUGGAGAGAGCUUUACCUACAGAUGGCGAGCAACCACCCAUGGAGCCAGCUGGUGGCAUGGGCACCACGCAUUGCAAUACGGGGGUGGCCUCUGGGGACCCAUUGUCAUCCACGGACCGUCGCAGAAGUACGACGUCGACCUGGGGCCCGUCACUCUUUCUGACUACUACCAUAUGCCCUACGAGCAAGUUGCCAAGAAUGCCAUCUCCAACAGCACUGACUUCAAGGUGUGGGUGCCUCACUCGGAUAACCACCUGAUCAACGGAAAGAACAACUACAACUGCUCCCUGUCGACCACCAACCACAAGUGCGACAGCAACGCCGAACGCGCCCAAUUCAGUUUCCAGGCAGGAAAGGUCCAUAGGCUUCGGCUCAUCAACACCGGCGUGCAAGCCCUGCAGAUCUUCUCCAUCGAUAACCACAAGCUCCAGGUGACCUCGAUGGACUGGACACCGGUAGAGCCGUACGAAGUGGAUUAUGUCGCGCUCGGCGUUGGCCAGAGGGCCGAAGUGCUCGUCCAUGCGACCGGAGACCCCAAGGCAGCCUACUACAUGCGCACGAAAGGCGGCACCCAGUGCGCCACCACCUUCGUCAACGAGACGCUGGCUACCGUUUACUACGACCAAGCCCCUGCCGGUGCCGUCCCGGUCCCCAACCCGUACACUAUUCCCGACUUCACCUGUGGCAAUCUUGUUCUGCCCAAGGUCAAGCCCCUCUUCAAGAAACCACUGGCCAAGCCAGACAUCACCCUCUACUACAACGUAACCUUCGGCGCCAACGCGACGGGGAAUCGCCAAUGGUACCAAAACAACGUGACCUUCCAGGCCGACUGGAGCCGUCCCCUGCUGUUGGAAGCGGCCGACGGCAACGCGGCGUACCUCUCGGCGCCGCAGCAUGUCACGGCCAGCAUCCCCGAGAAGGCUCGCCACGUCCGCGUCGUCAUCAACAACACCUUCUCAAUCCACCCCUUCCACCUGCACGGCGGCAACUUCCAGAUCGUCAGUGAAGGCGACGGCCCCUGGAACGGGACCGUCAUCAAUCCGGAAAACCCGGCCCGCGCCGACACGGAGCUUCUCCGCCGGUCGGGACACCUCGUCGUGCAGUUCGAGGCCACCAACCCGGGCGUCUGGGGCUUCCACUGCCAUACCGCCUGGCACGCGAGCGUCGGGCUGUACAUAAACUUCUUGGUGAAGCCAAAGGCGGUUCGGAAGGCGGGGAUCCCACAGGAGAUGCACGAUAUGUGCGCCGCGUGGGAGGCGUACAAGAGCUCUGGAGGCGAGAAUGCGCAUCCGUUUGAUAGCGGUUUGUGAAUAGGCGGGCUUCUUGUUUGAAUAGAAGGGAGUAUGAAUUUGUAUAGUAUUCGCCGGAGGAUAACUUGAAGGGAUAGUCAUGGUGAUGGUGUACGGCGUGGAUGGCGUCAACCUGGGUUCUCUGUCAACAGUUAGAUGUCUAACUACACACAUUAUAAUACCUUGC